ACAAAUUUACACAUGCCAAUUUGGACUAGGGUUGCACCAUUUCUGGAAACAAAAAUACCGGCCAGGUGGCAACCCUAAUUAGGACCCUAAACCCAAAGUUAUGCUACUGCACGGGUGUCAGAACCGGGGGGGCUAAGGGCCCAAUGGUUUCCUCAGAAACUGCCCCUCACCAGUUUCGGAAGUUGAUACUGCUGGGUGGAGAGCCACAGCCACUGUAGCCAUGCUCCCACUUACUGCACAAUAUUGCACAUUCACAUAGACACACACAUACAAGCAGUCUCACAGACACACACACAAACAAACAAAGCCCAUCUGCCCAACACUGAACCAGAGCCAUGUUCAGCCCUGCAGUGCUAUCAGGAGAGAUCCCCCCUCCUCUGGAAACCCAAGUGCAGCAGCAACCUCUCCCAUUCUGUCUCUCCACUUCCCCAGCUGUUUCCAGGGCAACCACUGUAUCCUGUGUAAACAAGUGAACUUGCCGGCAAUGGAGGAUUCCUGGGCAGGUGAUUGUGCUUAUACAGUGUUCUCAGGCUCCUGUGAGCGGGAUGUGAGUCUCUGUAAGAUAUUCUGGAACUCAGUGACUCUGCAGCCUCCACUGGAGUCUCGUCUGGUGUCGGGGGACAUAGAGCAGCGACUGAGGGCGGCAGGAAGCACCAAGCAGAAUAAGAAUAUUACACACCAGCAAUCUGUGGAAAAUCCAAAAAUGGAGUAUUUUCUUUUUGAAGCUCAGCAGAAACAAUAUCUAAAGGAGAAGGCAAAUUAUUUAAAUAAGGCUAAUAAGAGAGAGGAAAUUAUAGAACUUCUGAAGAAACAAAGAGAAGAACGAAUUAAGAAGGAAGAAAUUUCACAGGCAUAUAAACCACAAAUUACUGAGAAAAGGUCAAGGUCAGAUUCUUCAGGGUGUGAUGCUGAAGUAUUAGAAGAAAUAAGAGCUGUUCAGCGACUGCAGUGAUUAAAAGUGUUGGAAAAGCUUCUUUCUUUUCUCUAGACAUGACUGUGUUUUUCAAAAAAAUAUUAUUGUAUUUUAUAAACAAAAUGGACUUAUGUGAAUGUAUAAAUCAGUUCCCAAAAUAUACAAAUAAUGUUUCAUUAUGUAGCAAUGAACCCUAACAUUCCGUUUUAGAAUGGUUAUGUUUGCCAAGCCUUUGUUUUUAUUUUGAUUGUAUUGUAAAAUCACAAAUACAGAUAAGUUAUCCAGAAAGCUCCGAAUUACAGAAAGGCCAUCUCCCAUUGACUCUAUUUUAUCCAAAUAAACAAAUUUUUUAAACAUGAUUUCUUUUUUCUCUAUAAUAAUAAAACAGUAGCUUGUACUUGAUCCCAAUUAGCAAAUAAUGAAUCCUUAUUGAAGGCAAAACCAGCCAAUUGAGUUUAUGUUAAUGUUUACAUGAUUUUCUCGUAGACUUAAAGGAGAACUAAACCCUCCAACAGCUAAAAGCCCCAUUCGCCUCCUCCACUGCCCCCCCGUUUCCUCCUCACAUAUAGUUCAGCAAGAACAAGAGUCCCAUUCAGCCAAACUGACCUUAAUGUGCAGAGUAGCACAUCGGAGCUCAGAGCUGCCAUGUUCUGUUAUUUGCGGAGUGGGAGCAACAAAGGGGACCAGUGGAGAAGGCAAUGGGGGCUUUUAGCUGUCGGGUGGGGGUUUAGGUCUACUUUAACGUAUGAAGAUCCAAUUUAUGGAAAGAUUCCUUAUCAGGAAAACACCAGGCCCUGAGCAUUCUGGAUAACAGGUCCAAUGCCUGUAUAUUUGAACAUUUAGGUCAAUAAUAUGCAAAUUACAAUAUAUAGAUUAAAUUUGGCCUAAUUUUAUGUUUAGGAUCAUAUAUCCAUGUAGCUGCCACGGUAGUCGCCUGUGUCUAUGGAGGCUAAAGGCACCGCUCUUUUCAUACUGUUGUUUCGCAUAUUAAAGGUGAACCAAAGA
Xenopus laevis (African clawed frog) is the source of this 1918-nucleotide messenger RNA. It is a transcript of the gene hoatz.L, whose product is annotated as cilia- and flagella-associated protein HOATZ-like. The record is from RefSeq and is a predicted model, not a curated record. The transcript has 6 exons. Lineage: Eukaryota; Metazoa; Chordata; Amphibia; Anura; Pipidae. The coding region runs from base 485 to 952 and encodes 155 amino acids.